Molecule: messenger RNA, 3986 nt
Organism: Syngnathoides biaculeatus (alligator pipefish)
Lineage: Eukaryota; Metazoa; Chordata; Actinopteri; Syngnathiformes; Syngnathidae
Gene: tmem231
Product: transmembrane protein 231
Exons: 7
Coding region: 799-1728 (309 amino acids)
Biological process (GO): regulation of protein localization; cilium assembly
Cellular component (GO): ciliary transition zone; ciliary membrane
Source: RefSeq, a predicted model, not a curated record
CUUAAAUAUGACCUUAUACAUUUAAUCAACAGAUAGUGUUGUCCAUUUGCUAAUCAGACAAGGAUGUGUUGUAGAGUCGGUGGUUGUCCUUGAUCUUUGUACGCAGAAAAACAGCUGGUGGCAUCCUCCUCUCCCAAGCGUUGCCGAGGAGACGAACGACACCAGAUAAGGAGCAAAAAGUUACCAUCUCGACCCAGGACCAGACUGCGGGGGGGCAGCCACUUUGACCAUGGACCCAUACAUAUAAAAACCCUGUGUUAUCGGGCAGCUUUUGUCUUCUUCUUUGGCUAUCCUGCCUGAAGACACACGUCCCGUAUGCGGCAUAUUCCUCGAUAAGACCCGGACGUCUGUAUUGCACAUUCCUUUGUAAUAAAUCCAUUUGCUGUUAACUUUUUCUCAUCAUUGGUAAUAUCUUCCUCGACUCGUGAACAGGCGUAGGGUCCAAAAUCGCAAAUCCCUACAGUAGCUUCGAUAAAAGCUCUUUUUGUUAAGUGGUGACGUCACUGUCUCUCUGGGGCUUGUCUUGCCGUAAAGCCUCGCGAACGACGUAAUAACCAAUCCUCUCGAAGCGAACCUAAAAACGGUGCAAUGCUCAGAAUGACUGUUAUAGUCACAAUUCGUCUCUUUUGAUGGAAUCAGUAAGCGUGUUAUUAUGACGUUGUCCUCAGGUGAUAUGCAUUAGGAUUGGUUAAUGACUUUGGCAGUUUGAAUCAACUUGCUAGCUGCUAGCUUGUUGUCCGGACACAACAAAAUUGAAAAUUCCAAAAGAAGUGAAAGAAAGAGAAAAUAUCUCUAAGUAUGGUGUUUUAUGAAGUUUAUUCUCAUCCUGCUUUGAUUCGGUACAAAGCAGGUGUUUGCACGAGCGCUACUGUUUUUCUCGUUGUUGUUGCUUGCCUUACUUAUGUUUCACCGCUGUUGGUGGCUUACAGGAGCCAAGGUUUCUGGAUUAAAACCAACACGUAUGAAGAACAAGCAGUUAUUAGGUUCCGGUACGAGACUCUCCUGGUGGCUGCAACCGGUUUAAAUGGCGAUUAUGUGGCGUGGAGCACCUUUCCCCAUCUCAACAACCUGGUUGGAAAGAACCUGAGAAUCCCUGUUGUCUCUGUGAGGGAAGAGGACCAAAACCAGGAUGGAAAGUUGGAUCGUCUGAAUUUUCAACUGCAGUUACCCCUGAAAGAUGAGGAAAAUGUUUACAGUGUGCAGCUGCUACUGACCUUCAGCUACCAGCUCUUUACAAAAUCAACGGUAGUGAUGCAGAGCCUGGCAUACAUGCAGCACUCUUCCUCUGUCCCUGGAGCAAAGCUCUUUGUCAGUGGAGACCUGAGGCUGCAGCAGAGGACACCCUUGUCUCACCGCGGACUGUUCAACAUUUACAAUGUUUCUGUGAUUGAUGGCUCCAGCCAUUUUGCAAGUGCUUAUGACCUCGAAGACAUAGUGAGGCGCUACCAGGAACGGAACUUGACCACGGUACUUUCCUGCCCCAUGCCGGUAUGGACUACUGGACGGGCUGCUGAUUCUGCUUUCCAUCUUAAUGCAGAAAUUUAUUACCCUCUGGAGGUUAUUAGCUAUUAUCCUGGCUUCUGGGAAACCAUCAAGUUUGCCUGGAUCCAGUAUGUCAGUGUUCUCCUGAUCUUUCUCUGGGUCUUUGAACGCAUCCAGACAUUUGUUUUCCAGAAUCAAGUUUUAACCACUGUACCCAUCACUACUGGAAGAUCUCACCAGCUUUGAAAAUGUUUGGCUAUUGAUUUCUCAAAUUCUCAAAUGAAAUUCAUACAGUAGUGAACAAAAUAGAACUCCAAUGUGACUAACCAGAUUAAUCUGAGUUUUUAGAAUAUUUAUUUUUCUUGCUACACAUCAAGUUACUAGUAGGUGCAGUAGAUUCUCAGAAAAACAGGUUUUCAAGGAGAAAUGCAUGUUCAACAGGACUUGCUUCAUUCUUAAAUAGAGGGCACCUGAUUCACACCUGUUUUUCACAAAAUUGAUGACCUCAUUGAUUCAACGCCACACUGGAAUUUUUAACACACCUGUUUCAACAAAUUACCCUACUGCACAGCCCUAAGAGUCUGUAUACUGUAUCAUGAAUGCUGAGUCUUCUUGUAUUUCUGAGAAUCUACUGGACCUCCUCCACACUUGUAACUUGUUUGACAUAACAAUGAAAAAUAUAUACUGCGAAAAUGUGGCUUAAUCUGGUUAGUCAGAUUGGACUCCUAUUAUUUUGAACACAGAAUAUGGAGUAAAUGUGUUGGCAUAAUGGAUAGCACAGGUGCCUGUGUGGGUUUUCUCGGUGUACUCAGGUUUCCUCACAUAUCACAAAAACAUGCAUUAAUUUAAGUCUCUAAAUUGCCUGUAGGUUUGACGGUAUGUGUCUGUGUGUGCAUGUGCGUGUGUGUGUGUGUGUGUGUGUGUGUGUGUGUGUGUGUGUGUGUGUGUGUGUGUGAAUAGUUGUCUGUUUCUUUGUGCCCUUCAAUUGGCUGGCGAUCAGUUCAGGGUUCACCCAAAAGUUUGGGAUAGACUCCAGCGUCCCGACCAACCUCGUGAGGAUAAGUGGAACAGAAGCUGAAUGAAUGAAUGAAGCUGAAUGAAUUAAUAGAGUAAAUGUUCUAUCUGCUGAAAAAAAAAAAAAAAAAAAAAAAAAAUCCAUUGCUUCGUUAGUAUGUCUAUCCACACGAUUCUUCAGAGAAUCCAGUGGUGGCAAAAUCCACUUCAUCAAUGUAAAAUCAGGUAUUUACACCCCUCCCAUACACACACCUGUCUGUCUUGCUUUGUCCCGUCCUCCCCCUUCUGUCCCUCCCUCCCUUCCUCCACACAGACUGGGUUCAGAGUGUUCAGACCCUCUCAAAUUUUUCACUGUUAAAUUGAAGCAGUUUGCAAAAAUUAUUUUUUUUCCUCAGUGUACACACAGCACCCCAUAAUGACAGAAAAAGAGUUGAAUUUUUUCCAGAUUUAUUAACGAAAAACUGAAAUAUCAAACAGCCAUAAGGAUUCAGACCUUUUGCUGUAACACUCAUUUAGUGCACUUGGCUGCCGUCCAUUUCUUUUCUUCACCGUUGAGAUGUUUGUACUCAUCAAUUGGAGUCCAGUUUAUUGGAUUUGAUUUGGGAAGCCACACACCUAUCUAUAUAAGACCUUACAGUUCGCAGUGCUUGUCAGCAUAAAUGAAAAUAAUAAGAUCAAAGCAAUUGCCUGAUGAGCUCAGAGCCUGAAAUGUGGAAAGGCACAGAUAUGGCCAAGGGUACAAAAAGAUUCUGCUGAACUGAAGGUUUCUAAGAGGACAGUGACCGACAGUGAUGUUUGGGAUAACCAGAAUGCUUCCCAAAACUGGACAUCCGGUCAAAAUGAGCCUUGGUGAGAGAGAUAAAGAAAAACCCAAAGGUCAACUCUGGCUGAGCUCCAGAUUUGCAGUCAGGAGAUGAGGAAAAAGUUCUAGAAAGUCAACCAUCAUUCCAGCCCUCCACCAAUCACAGUGAAUCACAGUCCCAACAGUGAAGCAUGGUUGUGGGAGCAUCAUGCUGUGGGGGUGUUUAUCAGCUGCAGGUACAGGACAACUGGUUAGAAUCAAAGGAAAGAUGAAUGGGGCCAAGUAUCAGGAUAUCCUGAACCCAAACCUUCUCCGGAGUCCUCAGGACCUGAGACUGGCCUGAAGGUUCCAUCUCCAACAAGACAAUGAUCCUAAGGACACAGCUCUUUUAAAGCGGCAUCAUAAUUCUGUGACUGUCUUGAAUUACCUGACCAGAGCCCUGACCUGCCCUCACACAAUUGAGCAUCUCUCCAGAGACCUGAAACUGGCUGAAUAAAUAUGGCUAUGGGACAUUUCAGGUGUUUUUUUUUUUAAUAAAUCUGCAAAAAUUUCAAAUUAUAUUUUUCUGUCAAUGUGGAAUGCUGUGUGUACAUUGAGAAAAAAAAUUUUACUUAAAUGAUUAUUGGUAAUGGCUGAUAAAUAACUGAAAAUGUUAAGGGUGUCUGAAUAUAUUCUAUCCCUGUGUGUG